Molecule: messenger RNA, 2832 nt
Organism: Xiphophorus maculatus (southern platyfish)
Lineage: Eukaryota; Metazoa; Chordata; Actinopteri; Cyprinodontiformes; Poeciliidae
Product: solute carrier family 22 member 5-like
Exons: 10
Coding region: 329-2038 (569 amino acids)
Biological process (GO): transmembrane transport
Cellular component (GO): membrane
Molecular function (GO): transmembrane transporter activity
Source: RefSeq, a predicted model, not a curated record
AAUUUGAUUUUCUGUCUCCGAAGAUGAAUUCUAAAAAAACUUUAGUUAGGUUAAAUUUGGAUGUUGAUUAAAAAGCAAAACUCUAAAACUCAACAAAUGAAAUGCUUUUUUUGUUGUCUUCAUUGGGAAUUGUAGUUUAUGGAUCCACAGUAAUCAAGGACAAAUGACUCCUAUCAGAAUCUUAGAUGUUUUCGGAGGAAAAAGAAGCACAAAACAAAAAACACUCCAAAUCUUGUCACAGCGAGUUGUGGGUUGGACAGAUUCACAGCAGGAAAUAAACUAGAGAAAUCCUCAACCUGCGCGCAGUCAUCCAUGCGCCGGACUCGAAAUGCCCGCUGCAACUUCUGACACCAGCAAAAUCACUGACUAUGAGGCGGCGACAUCUUUCCUCGGAGAAUGGGGACCUUUCCAGCAGCGGACGUUUUUCCUCCUCUGCCUGAGCUUCAUCCCUAACGGACUCACUGCGCUGUCUGUGGUGUUUCUGGCCGGCACGCCGGAUCACCGCUGCGCGCUGCCCGCGCACCUGAACCUCAGCGCCGCCUGGAGGAACAGCAGCAUCCCGCUGGAGGAGGAUGCGACCCGGGACGGCGCUUUGGUGCCCAGCAAGUGCUCCAGAUACAAAGUGGAAUAUUUAUUAAAUUACUCGGAGAGAGGCUUUUUGCCCGGAUUGGACGUUAAUCUGUCCAACGUGCCGAAAGAAAGCUGCCUGGACGGAUGGGAGUUUGACCACAGCGUGUAUACAUCUACUAUUGUCUCCGAGUGGAACCUGGUUUGUGAUGAAAGCUGGAAGAAGCCUCUCACUUCUUCUUUGUUUUUUGGUGGCAUUCUUGCUGGCUCCUUCGUUUCAGGACAGCUCUCCGACAGAUUUGGGAGGAAAAUGGUGAUGUUUGGUACCAUAGGACUACAAGUAGUCACAACACUGAUUCAGGUUUUUUCUUCAAGCUGGAUCAUGUUUGUCGUCUUGUAUUUUCUACUUGGAGUGGAACAAAUUUCCAAUUACUUGGUUGCAUUUGUUCUAGGAGCAGAAAUUUUAGGUCCGCAGGUCCGAACAUUUUUCUCCACUGCUGGAGUGUGUCUUUUCUUCGCGGUGGGCUACACACUCCUACCCUUGCUCGCGUUCUUUGUGAGAGACUGGCGGAUGCUUCAGGUGGGCUUCAUGUUGGCAGGCUGCGUUUGUUUGCCCCUCUUCUGGUUCAUCCCAGAGUCUCCUCGCUGGUUGCUUUCCCAGGGUAGAGUCGAGGAAGCCGAGGUCAUCAUCCGGAACGCUGCCAAGAUGAACAGGAUUGAAUCUCCACCCGUCAUCUUUAGACCUCUAAAGAAUGAAGGCAGGACUGAAGAGACGAGGGUGCACAACAUCUGUGACCUUCUUCGCUCUCCAAACAUCCGAUGGCUCUCUGUCACGCUGUGGCUGGUCUGGAACACCCUCACCAUCGCCUACUACGCUCUUUCCCUGAACACGGCGAACCUCCAUGGAAAUCCGUUCAUCAACUGUUUCCUGUCUGCUGUGAUCGAGAUCCCAGCCUACGCUUUGUCGUGGGUUAUGUUCCGCUGGUGCUCCAGACGACUCAGCCAUUUCUCAGCACUUUUUGCAGGAGGAUUCUUUAUAUUCAUCAUACAGUUCAUACCACGACACCUGGUUGCUCUGUCCAUAACGUUUGAGAUGUUGGGGAAGUUUGCGGUGUCCACUGCCUUUGCCGUUGUCUACGCCUACACAGCAGAGCUGUACCCCACUGUGCUGAGGAACACGGCUGUCGGCACCUGCUCCACGGCCUCCAGAAUUGGCAGCAUUGUUGCUCCAUACUUCAUUUACUUACGAACCUACUCUGUGUCCCUGCCGUACAUCGUAGUGGGAAGCCUCACAGCUUUGACUGGUCUGCUGAGUCUGCUUCUCCCUGAGAGCUUUGGGAUGCCUCUCCCUGACACCAUCAGCCAAAUGCAAAGCUUUCCGGGAUGUUGCCAGAAAAGACGUUACGUCCUCACCAGCACUAAAGAAGAGGAAAACGCUGCUGAAGAAAAGUCUCUAGCCAGACAGCUGUAAAUUCUGUGGAGUAGAAACUGCACAGAAAAGAUGCAAAAGAACAAAGAUUCAGGAUAUGGAAAUCUGCUGUUCUAUACAUAAACAAUGGGUUUACUUAAAGAGUCUCUAAUUCUGAGGUUGCACUGGACACUUUUGUUAAAAAAGACAAAAGAACAGUCCUUUCUAAAUCCUUUUUCCUCUCUUUCGUUAUAUAUAGAGAACCCAACUGUCUAUGUUGUAGUGAUGAACUCAGGGAGAACUAAGGAUGAUGUUUCCUUAACUUCACAAAUUUUAAGACACAGAAACGUUUAACAUAAACAGCAAUAAAACUAUUGAGGAAGGUGGGACGUCAAAUGUAAUUCAGAAAAAAUUACUAGUGGAAGUGUUAAAAAAAACCUGAUUUUAAAGCUGAACCAGCAACACUCAGUCACAGAGGGCUGCCUGGUAACACAACUGGUUCUGAGGCUUCAGUUUUUUGGAUGCAGGGACAUUUGGUCCUGUGGUGAAAAAAAAGACAAGUGAGCAAAAGCAAGAUGAAUUCAUCAAAUGACACACACACACCCACACACGCACACACACACAUCCACACACACCUACACACACACACACACACACACACACACACACACACACGCCCAUAUUUCUGUGAAGGUUGCAGCCAACAUUUAGAGGUGGAGCAGCAUGCUAAUAGUUUUUUACAUCACACCUUGUGCUCCAGCGCCAUCCACUGGUUGAUUGUCAUCAUUACAUAUUAUCGACCGUGUGAUGCAAAUUUGUUAAGUUACAAAUGUCUAAAUAAAAAAGCAAUUUUGUUA